AUUUGCGUUCAACCUCACCGCUGGCAAGACCUCAUGAGUCGCAACAGCAUGUCCAACUCAAUGGAUCCCCAGCUAGCGGAGUCAAAGAAGCGCAAAAGGAAGCGGACGAAGCCCACACAAGCAACACCCGAAACGCAAGCCGCACCAUCUCCCCACGUAGACCGAAUCCUUGCGUCCGCGAACGAACCGCAAGAGAAGAGCAAAAAGAGACGGAAGACGUCACAUGCGAGCGAAGACGAAGAUAACGUCGAGAUCAAAGCUUCAGCCAAAGCGGUGAAAGAUGCUCCAGAAGAAGCAGAAGAAGGGUCUUCGGACAGUGAGGUGGACGACGAAAUCGACAACGAUGAUGAAGCAGGCCCUGAACUCGAAGAGACUGUCGAUACCACAACCAUGAGCACGGAGAUCACUUCUGCUCCUGCUUCAACAGACCUGCCUACAGACACCGUUCCGUCUCUGCCUGGCACUGAAACCACCCCUCAAGCCUUCUCCGAACUCAGCCUAUCUGAAAAGACCAUGCAAGCCAUCACAGAAAUGGGCUUCACGAGCAUGACCGAGAUCCAAAGGCGAGGCAUUCCUCCGCUGAUGGCAGGCCGCGACGUUCUCGGAGCCGCCAAAACCGGUUCUGGAAAGACGCUCGCCUUCCUGAUCCCUGCUGUGGAAAGGCUGCACGCUCUACGGUUCAAGCCGCGCAACGGCACUGGCGUCAUCGUCGUCUCGCCCACACGAGAAUUGGCACUGCAAAUUUUUGGUGUUGCCCGCGACCUGAUGCAAUUCCACAGUCAAACCUUCGGAAUCGUCAUUGGAGGCGCAAACCGCAGCGCCGAGGCGGAAAAGCUCACCAAGGGCGUCAACCUCCUGAUCGCCACCCCGGGCCGGUUGCUCGACCACCUAAAAAACACCAAGGGCUUCGUCUACAAGAACGUGAAGGCUCUCGUGAUUGACGAAGCCGAUCGCAUCCUGGAAGUCGGAUUCGAAGACGAAAUGCGUGAGAUUGUCAAGAUCCUCCCGGACCGCGACCACCGGCAGACCAUGCUCUUCAGCGCGACACAGACCACCAAGGUCGAGGACCUGGCCCGCAUCUCCCUCCGCCCCGGCCCGCUGUACAUCAACGUGGACCACAAGAAGGAGCACAGCACGGUCGAAGGACUCGAACAGGGGUACGUGAUCUGCGACUCGGACAAGCGCUUCCUGCUGCUCUUCAGCUUCCUGAAGCGCAACCUGAAGAAGAAGGUGAUUGUGUUCAUGAGCAGCUGCAACUGCGUCAAGUACCACAGCGAGCUCCUCAACUACAUCGACCUGCCCGUGCUCGAGCUGCACGGCAACCUUAAGCAGCAGAAGCGGACCAACACCUUUUUCGAGUUCUGCAACGCCACCCACGGCACCCUGAUCUGCACCGACGUCGCCGCGCGAGGCCUCGACAUCCCCGCCGUCGACUGGAUCGUGCAGUUCGACCCCCCGGACGACCCGAGGGACUACAUCCACCGGGUGGGCCGCACGGCGCGCGGCGCCAACGGCAAAGGGCGGAGUCUGAUGUUCCUGCAGCCGAGCGAGGUCGGCUUUUUGAGCCAGCUGAAAGAGGCCCGCGUGCCCGUGGUCGAGUUCGACUUCCCGGCCAAGAAGCUGGUCAACAUCCAGAGCCAGCUCGAGAAGCUGAUCGGGCAGAACUAUUACUUGAACAAGUCCGCCAAGGACGGCUACCGCUCGUACCUGCAGGCCUACGCCUCCCACAGUCUGCGCUCCGUCUUCGACGUCAACAAGUUGGACCUGGUCAAGGUCGCAAAGAGCUUCGGCUUCCCCACCCCGCCGAGGGUGGAUAUCCAGCUGGGCGCGAGCAUGCGAGACAAGAAGCAGAACCCGGCGAGGAGGAGCUAUGGGAGCCAGCCCAGGCAGAAGAAUGGGUUUAAGCGGAGAUGAGAGAAAUCAAAUAUGUCUGUCGAUUGUUGGGGAGGGCGAUUCAAGUGACGCUCUCGUCAAUGUGUCAGGAGCUAAUGGAGUUGGACAUGGUGUUUGACUUGGCCUCACUUAACAUCAAAGGGCUGGCUGACCUCGUUCAUCAAUCUAAUCGAGCCCUUGACAUUGUUGACUUGCCUAAUCCCUGAGUUCCUCGCACUCUGACACUCUCCUUUCCUCAAUCUGUCCAGUUCUAUGUACCCUUAUCAAUGCUUUAUCUGCAUGGACGAUUCUCUCGCUCCUCACGAAGCCAUCAUGGUCGAGAGCUUCUGAAAGUCUGGCGUGCCCCAGCCCGUCACUGGAUCCCACCCUGGCGCCGCAUCCCAACCGGCAUCCGUAAUCUUGGGCGCUGGCUGGCCCGUAUACAUGUCCUGGCCUGAACAUCCGCGAGACCGUCCCAGGGUGAUAUCGUUGAAUGCCUGGUAGCCCUGCGAGUACAACCAAGGGUUCAGGAAUCCGAGCUUGGCCUUUCCCUGCGCCAGACGUUUAUUGUUCAAAUUGGAGAUAAUGGCGGCAAAAGUUGGCGCUGCGCAAGACGUUCCGUACAAGAAUUGUGGAUGAUCUUGGUUUUCUAUCAGGUAGCGCACAGAUUGGGCUGAGACAUCCGGAUACCCUCGCCCAGAGGCAUUAAAAUACCCUUUGUUCUUGUUGCCCAAUUUGCCCAGGUACGCCUUGGUGACGUUGAUUUGGUAAGAGGGUGCCGCGAAGUAGUUGGAAAACCCUCCUGACGAGAAGGCAGCUGCAAUUUCCGGAUUCAAGGCGUAGGUACCUCCCACAGCGGUUACAUAGGGGCACGUCGC
Molecule: messenger RNA, 2750 nt
Organism: Cladophialophora immunda
Lineage: Eukaryota; Fungi; Ascomycota; Eurotiomycetes; Chaetothyriales; Herpotrichiellaceae
Product: ATP-dependent RNA helicase HAS1
Exons: 2
Coding region: 34-1914 (626 amino acids)
Biological process (GO): maturation of LSU-rRNA from tricistronic rRNA transcript (SSU-rRNA, 5.8S rRNA, LSU-rRNA)
Cellular component (GO): nucleolus
Molecular function (GO): ATP binding; RNA helicase activity; nucleic acid binding
Source: RefSeq, a predicted model, not a curated record